Messenger RNA from Botrytis fragariae, 2229 nucleotides. RefSeq names its product putative transcription factor cys6 protein. The transcript has 6 exons. Gene Ontology annotation, molecular function: DNA-binding transcription factor activity, RNA polymerase II-specific; zinc ion binding; DNA binding. Gene Ontology annotation, cellular component: nucleus. Gene Ontology annotation, biological process: DNA-templated transcription; regulation of DNA-templated transcription. NCBI's taxonomy places the organism in Eukaryota, Fungi, Ascomycota, Leotiomycetes, Helotiales, Sclerotiniaceae. The record is from RefSeq and is a predicted model, not a curated record. Bases 1 to 2229 code for a protein of 742 amino acids.
AUGGAUAACACAAAACGUUCCGGACGAGGAGAGCGUGGAGAGCGAGUAAAUGGUCAGAGCAAACUCACAGGUACUAAACUCACCAGACGUCGUGUACCUCUAUCAUGUCAAGCUUGUAGGGUAAGAAAGCUAAAAUGCAACAGAGAAAAACCAUGUCAAAAUUGUGUAGUAAGGGGAGAUAUAGCCAUCACUACUUGCUCAUACGCUGAGAAGAAUGACGCUCGUUUACCGGGGCUUUCUACUGUUCAACCGGAACAGGAAGACAUGAGAGCACGAAUUAAUCGAUUGGAAAACUCAAUUCUAUCUGUAAUUUCUAAGGAGAAAAAGAAAACCAUCCCUCCUCUCUCUCCAAGUCUCGGAGAGAAUAAUGAUGAUCACGUCGGUCAAGCAGGUGGUCAAAAAUCUUCUGUCGAUACAAGGAGUACACAUUGGGAUUCGAUUCUCAACGAUCUCGGAGCAAUGAAAGAUGCAUGGAUUGAUGACCACGAUCAAUUCGAGACAUCAUUGCCACCAGCAACAGCUUCUUAUCGACCAAGUCUAUUAGGGAGUCUUACUGAACCACCUGAUCGUGCAACGAUACUUGCAUCUUUGCCUUCCAGGAAAGAGGCAGAUAAGCUUAUGGAACGAUUCUUUGAAAGUUAUAACCCUUCCAUACCAGCGUGUUAUUUGUUCCACAAAACAACCUAUAUGAAGCAGAUUGAAAGUUUCUGGGAAGAACCUCAUAAAGCUCGAAUCAUUUGGAUUGGUCUAUACUUCUCAACAAUGUGUUUGGCCCUGCAAUCCUAUGCCCGUAACAAUGACAUACCUCCUGAAUAUCAAGAUACAUUAGCGACAGUCAUAGAACUUUAUCGUAUCCGCACCGCCCAAUGUCUAAUAAUAGCUGAUGUCACAAGACCUGUUUACUUGAUGAUAGAGACAAUGCUAUGUUACGCUUUCAUUGAGUAUGCGUAUGAACGAGAUGGUGAUAUGGGUACUUGGCUUUUAUCCGGGAAUAUCAUGCGUCUAGCGCUGCAACAGGGAUACCAUCGUGAUCCAGAUCAGCAUUCUGGUCUCAGUGUGUAUGAGGGUGAAAUGCGACGCCGUGUUUGGCUGAUUGUUACACAGCAUGAGUUACUUUUCUCCGUUCAAAUCGGACUUCCAAAAUCCAUCAAAUUCGCCGAAUGCGAUACCAAAGAACCCCGCAACCUGUGUGUAGAAGAGCUUUCCGAAGACAUGACCAUUCUCCCCCCAUCCAGACCUGAUACUGAAAGCACACAAAAUUGUUACCAACGCGUCCAAUCUCGGAUUAUGCGUGCCUACGGCUAUGUCAUUGAAUUCCUUCACAUCGUCGAACCCCAACCAUAUACCGAAGUAAUCAAACUAGACGAAAUGCUGAAGAAAUACCAUGAUCAAAUUCCCCCGCAUCUCCAACUCGGUACUUUUUCUCAAAUGGCUCACGACACCCCAUCCACUGUUGCCGAAAAAUUCUUCCUCCAAAAUUUUUACUACAAAGCUACACUUCUUCUUCAUCGCAAAUAUUGGAAUGCCACACUACCCGGAAACCCAGAUGAAUUUCGUUGGUUUUCAAGACGUAUGUGUGUACUAUCCUCCAUGGCUCUUCUAAACAUCCAAGUCAGCAUGCACGAAGCGAGUCAACCGGGUGCAAUACUAAAGGACUUAAGAUGGUGGCAUUUUUCCAUGACAAAUCAUGAUUUCUUACUCGCAGCUAUGAUUAUGUGUUUAGAUUUGAAUACGAAUCAAAGAACGGACCCAAGGAGUGGGGGCAUGAGUUAUUGUGCUGUUGCUGAAAAGAAAAAGUUGGAGGCGUUGAUCAUGGCGAGAGAUAUUUGGAGGGAGGUUGAGGGGAAGUGUAAGGAUGCUAAAAGGGCAGUUGAUAUCUUAGACAGUUUGAUCAAGAGGUUGACGGUAAAGGUACAGAACAAUGUUGUGUUGAAUGUAAAUCCGGAUUGUGUUAAACAACCUCCUAUUGUUACGACUACGAAUCUGGCGAAUGCGGAAGUGCUUGAUAAUUCGGUACCAAUAUAUACAGAUAUCUCUGUGCCGACAAUGUUUACAAACCAAGACGCCAGCUUCAAUGAUAUAAGUAUGAUUCCGGAAAAUAUGUUCGAUACAGGAGGAAUUUUUGGAACCUUUGGGGAACAAGUCGAUGUACCGGGAGAUUUUGAUUGGGAUGCAUGGGAUCAAAUUACUAUAGGUCCGCAUGCUUUAGCACAAGAAAGGAAUUUGUAA